Messenger RNA from Lactuca saligna, 1964 nucleotides. Lineage: Eukaryota; Viridiplantae; Streptophyta; Magnoliopsida; Asterales; Asteraceae. The record is from the annotation of a GenBank genome assembly.
GAAAAGCAUAAACCCAUCAUCAAACGCUUCCCCUUUAUCUUCUCUUUUCUUGUGUUCCCUUCACUUUUAUCAUCUCCACCAUAUAUUAUUUCGAUUUUGUAAUCAUUCCUUCCAUUUCCACCCUGUUAAAUCUCACUUCCAUCUCAUCAAUUUUAUUCUCCUAUGUCAUGUCAUGUGUGUUGUUAGGGUUUCGUUUCAAGGAAUCUUCACCAAUCGACUUUAAUCGGUAAGCUUGUUGGGUUCUUGUUAUCUUGUAAUUUUGGGUUUAGGGUAUUUUUUGAUUUCUGUUUUCGUACACUCUGGAAGAAUCCCACGAAUGUUUGAGAAUUUCUUGAAAUGGCGGAAAUUAGACUAACGAAAGUAGAACAAGGGCAAACGAAGAUUAGAAAUGUGCCGAUUGCUGUAACCCCAGAAGGAUUCUGGUGUUGUCCUUCUCCUGUUAUGUUUCAAAAAACCCUAAAAGCACAACACCCUUUAAACAGACCCAAAUCAUCAUCUUCUCCACCUACCAAAACUUCCACCGAUCAGAAGAAACAUUCAUCAGAACUCGAUAAAAAACCAUCGCGUUCAUCUUCAAAAUCGGAAACUCAAACUGUCGUCCCCGAUGAUCAACGGAAAAACGGUUUUGAACCACCUGUUGUUCUUGCUGCAUCUGUCGUCGGCGAGAGAACCGCCGUCCGGCCAAACACAGAAAAUUUGCCGAGAAAAGUAUCGAUCGAGUUUGGUGAACCUGGAACAGGUGAUUUGAAGGUGGUUUUAAAGGGUCGACAGGGGUUUACUGUGAAAUUGAGUGUUCAUAAGACUGUUCUUCAAGAAAAUAGUUCGUUUUUUGCUGAGAAAUUAUUAGCACAGCAUCCGAGCUUCCAUUGUAUCGAAGUUGAUGAUUGUGAAGACGUUGAAACGUAUGUUGAGACUGUUGGGUUGAUGUAUUGUAAAGAGUUGAAGCAAAGGUUGAUCAAACAAAGUGUUUCUAGGGUUCUUCGAAUCCUUAAGGUUGCGGAGGUACUCGGAUUCAAAACAUGCAUUGAAUCAUGCCUAGAGUUUCUAGAAGCCGUCCCAUGGGUAGGUGAGGAAGAAGAAGAACGUGUUGUAUCCUCAAUUUUACACCUCAAACACGAGUCAACCGGGGUCAACCCAAUCCUUAAACGCGUAUCAUCGGACGUAUCAAAACCUCAAAAAGACACGCUCUCACACGUCCUCCACCUCGUACUCAAAAGCACAGAAGAAAAAGGCCGCCGCGAAAUGAAAACAGUCGUCUCAAAACUCCUCCGUGAAAACAAUAAGUCAACAACCUCAGUUGACCUCCACGACACCAUUUACACAUCGUGUAAAGCUGCGUUGACUACUUUACUGCUCCUGUUCCGGCAACUGGCGUCGCCGGAGUUCGGAGAUCAACCGCCGGAAAUCAAAGAUCCGGCGGUCAAACAAAUGGUGUUGGAGUCCGACAACUUGUCGUGGCUCCUUGAUAUAUUAGCUGACCGGAACUCAGCUGAUGAGUUCGCGGUCAUGUGGGCCGGCCAGCAGGAGCUGGCCGGCCUACAUUGUAGGGUUCCACUAGUGAACCGCUACCAUGUCAGCUGUAUUACAGCUAGAUUAUUUGUGGGUAUUGGAAGAGGGGAGGUUUUACCGUGUAAAGACACGCGACACUUGCUUUUAAAGACUUGGUUACAACCGUUGAUCGAUGAUUAUAGAUGGUUGCAACAUGGGUGUAAGUCGUUUGAUCGGAAGGUGGUGGAGGAGGGGAUCGGGAGGACUAUAUUAACACUCCCGCUAGAGGAUCAGCAGAUUAUUUUACUCGGGUGGUUGAGUAGUUUCUUGAAAUUAGGUGAUAAUUGCCCGAAUCUUCAAAAGGCUUUUGAGGUUUGGUGGCGUAGAACUUUUGUGAGACCUUAUGUUGAAUCAUGACUAACUCGUUUGUAAAAUGAUAUUAUGUAAUCGUGUGGAUUUGAUUUGAUUGAUAAGAG